Messenger RNA from Neomonachus schauinslandi (Hawaiian monk seal), 1608 nucleotides. RefSeq names its product T-box transcription factor 21 (gene TBX21). The record is from RefSeq and is a predicted model, not a curated record. Bases 1 to 1608 code for a protein of 535 amino acids. The transcript is spliced from 6 exons. Gene Ontology annotation, cellular component: nucleus. Lineage: Eukaryota; Metazoa; Chordata; Mammalia; Carnivora; Phocidae. Gene Ontology annotation, molecular function: DNA-binding transcription factor activity, RNA polymerase II-specific; RNA polymerase II cis-regulatory region sequence-specific DNA binding. Gene Ontology annotation, biological process: lymphocyte migration; regulation of transcription by RNA polymerase II; cell fate specification.
AUGGGCAUCGUGGCGCGGGGCUGCGGAGACAUGCUGACGGGCACCGAGCCGAUGACGGCGAGCGACGAGGGCCGGGCGCCUGGCGCCGACCCGCAGAACCGCUACUUCUACCCGGAGCCCGGCGCCCAGGACGCGGCCGACCGUCGCGGGGGCGCCAGCCUGGGGGCGCCCUACGCCGGGGGCGCCCUGGUGCCCGCUCCGCCGGGCCGCUUCCUCGGAGCCUACGCCUACCCGCCCCGGCCCCAGGCCGCCGGCUUCCCCGGGGUGGGCGAGCCCUUCCCGCCGACGGCGAGCGCCGAGGGCUACCAGCCUGGGGACGGCUACGCGGCCCCGGACCCGCGCUCGGGACUCUACCCGGGGCCGCGCGAGGACUACGCGCCGCCGGCGGGGCUGGAGGUGUCCGGGAAGCUGAGAGUGGCGCUCAACAACCACCUGUUGUGGUCCAAGUUUAAUCAGCACCAGACGGAGAUGAUCAUCACCAAGCAGGGACGGCGGAUGUUCCCAUUCUUGUCGUUUACUGUGGCGGGGCUGGAGCCCACCAGCCAUUACCGGAUGUUCGUGGACGUGGUCUUGGUGGACCAGCACCACUGGCGGUAUCAGAGCGGCAAAUGGGUGCAGUGUGGAAAGGCUGAGGGCAGCAUGCCAGGAAACCGCCUGUACGUCCACCCAGAUUCCCCCAAUACUGGAGCCCACUGGAUGCGCCAGGAAGUUUCAUUUGGGAAACUAAAGCUCACGAACAACAAAGGGGCCUCUAACAAUGUGACCCAGAUGAUCGUGCUCCAGUCUCUCCAUAAGUACCAGCCUCGGCUGCACAUCGUCGAGGUGAACGACGGGGAGCCGGAGGUGGCCGGCAACACUUCCAACACGCAUAUCUUCACCUUCCAAGAGACCCAGUUCAUUGCCGUGACCGCCUACCAGAACGCGGAGAUUACUCAGCUGAAAAUUGAUAAUAACCCUUUUGCCAAAGGAUUCCGGGAGAACUUUGAGUCCAUGUAUGCAUCUGUUGACACGAGCGUGCCCUCCCCGCCUGGACCCAACUGUCAAUUGCUUGGGGGAGACCACUACUCUCCUCUCCUACCCAACCAGUAUCCCGUUCCCAGCCGCUUCUACCCCGACCUUCCUGGGCAGGCAAAGGAUGUGGCUUCCCAGCCUUAUUGGUUGGGGGGCCCCCGGGACCACAGCUAUGAGGCUGAGUUUCGAGCAGUCACCAUGAAGCCUGCGUUCCUGCCCUCCGCCCCUGGACCCACCAUGUCCUACUACCGAGGCCAGGACGUCCUGGCGCCUGGAGCGAGCUGGCCGGUGGCCCCUCAGUACCCUCCCAAGAUGGGCCCAGGCAGCUGGUUCCGCCCCAUGCGGACUCUGCCCAUGGAACCUGGUCCUGGAGCUUCAGAGGGACGGGGGCCAGAGGACCAGGGCUCCCCUUUGGUGUGGACUGAGAUCACCCCCAUCCGGCCAGAGUCCAGUGACUCAGGACUGGGUGAAGGAGACUCUAAGAGGAGGCGUGUGUCCCCCUAUCCUUCCAGUGGCGACAGUUCCUCCCCUGCUGGGGCCGCUUCUCCUUUUGAUAAGGAAACUGAAGGCCAGUUUUAUAGCUAUUUUCCCAAUUGA